AUGUCUGCUAACAAAAGGUUUCAUCUCAUCAGCGACCUUAAACCCUUUAAGGAUGUGUGGCGUGUUCAAGUGAAACUGAUUCACUCAUGGAUACAAAACCCACCUUACGCUGAUGAAACAUUAGAAAUGGGUGCUAAAGUUCAGUGCUCCUGCAAGAGAACUCUCAUUAAGCGAGUUCAACGUAGCCUUCAUCUUGGAAAAUGGCGUGUUAUUCAGAAUGUGAAGAUAUCUGGAACCGGUGGCAAAUACAAACCAACAAACCUGGGCUAUAAGAUGAAUAUCACAAACGAUACUGUUUUUGCAGAUUCCGAUCUCACUGACGAUAGCAGCUUUUUAUCUCUAGCAAGUUACAAUGAGAUAUUGGAUGGAAGUGUUGAUACUAAGUGUCUUAUUGAUAUAAUAGGCCAAGCUAUUGAUAUUGGUGAAGUUCAGAUCAUCCAAGUCCAUAAUGAAGACAGGAAAAGGAUUCUAUUUCGCUUACGAGACAACAGUGGUAAUUCUUUGGCAUGUUGUCUUUGGGGCCGUUAUGCUGAGAAAAUCGAACAUCAUCGUGAGAAACAUGUUGGUGAAGACAUUGUUUGCUUGCUAAGAUUGGCUAAAAUCAGUGAGUUUGGAGGUGAAGUUCAAAUAACAAAUGCAUUUGAUGCAUCACUUUUGGAUCUCAAUCCAACUAUGGCUGAGGCUUUGGAUUUCAAAGAGAAGCUCAAAAAUAUGGACCUUCCUCUAGCUGGGAAUGAACAGAAUGACCCGAAAAAGGAUCUUCUCAAAGAAACUUCUGAGCUCGAGAACGUUAAGAUCGUGUGUUCGGUGGAAGCAGUAGAUACUGAUUGGGCGUGGAUCAGAAGGUCUGUGUCUGGCAAGCUUACUAAACCUCUGUUCUGUUGUGCUGGAUGUCGUACCAAUGGAUCUAAUGUCGUUCCAAAAUUCAAACUUCAUUUGAUUGUUCAUGAUGACACUGGAGACUGUAAACUCGUGUUGCUUGGCUCUAUUGCAAAAAGCAUCAUCGGUUUUGAAGCACAUGAGCUUUGGGAUGGUUCUUAUGAAGAGAUUGAAGAUCCAGAAAAUUUGCCUCAACCAAUACUGGAUUUGGUAGGCAAAUCUUUCUGUUUUGGACUCUGUCCCUCUGAUUCCGGAUCCGAGAUCUAUAAGGUUUCAAAAGUCUGGUCUGGAGAUAUUAUUCACCAAAUUGAAACUGAAUCAGAACCAGUCACCCUUAUAGAAGGUUGUUCAUCCACUGUGUCUUCUGGUGGGGUUAUGUUGCAGGAUGUUGAGAAUCAUGCAUCAUCAGGAGAUUGUGCAACUCCUUUCUCGAAAAGAAAAGAAACUGAUUCAGAACUGGCAGACAUAACAUCUACUUCAAAGAAGUUGUGCACUCCCACAGUCAAGACUGAAAAAUCUAAGAUCGAUUAG
This is a messenger RNA of Brassica napus (rape), 1410 nucleotides long. RefSeq lists its product as uncharacterized. The transcript has 12 exons. Lineage: Eukaryota; Viridiplantae; Streptophyta; Magnoliopsida; Brassicales; Brassicaceae. The coding region runs from base 1 to 1410 and encodes 469 amino acids. The record is from RefSeq and is a predicted model, not a curated record.